GGACGCCGACGGGGGUCUCGGCCCGCGGCCUGUCAGCGCGUCCGGGGGAGGCGCCCACACUCCUAACAGGCUAAGAUGGCGGCCAUGGCUUCGGGAGGCGGCGGCGGCGGCGGCGUGAACCCCUUCCUGAGCGACACGGACGAGGACGACGACGAGGUGGCGGCGCGCGAGGAGCGGAGGGCCGGCCUGCGGCUGGGCGCGGGGGGCGGCCUGGAUCCCGGCUCGGCGGACUCGCUGUCCCCGCAGGACCCCGUGGCCCUGGGGGCCGGCGCGCGCCCCGGGCUCCCCGGGGAGGCGGCGGCCUCGGCGGCGGCGGCGGCGGCGUUGCCGGGGGUCGGCGCGGAGACCCCGGCGCGCCUGUCCAUCGACGCCAUCGCGGCGCAGCUGCUGCGCGACCAGUACCUGCUCACGGCGCUGGAGCUGCACACGGAGCUGCUGGAGAGCGGCCGCGAGCUGCCCCGCCUGCGCGACUACUUCUCCAACCCCGGCAACUUCGAGCGGCAGAGCGGGACCCCGCCGGGGCUGGGGGCGCCGGGCGUGCCGGGAGCGGCGGGCCUCGGCGGGGCCGGCGGGCGGGAGCCGAGUACGGCGUCCGGCGGGGGACAGCUCAAUCGAGCUGGGAGCAUCAGUACCCUUGAUUCUUUAGACUUUGCAAGAUAUUCAGAUGAUGGUAACAGGGAAACAGAUGAAAGGGUAGCAGUCCUGGAGUUUGAACUACGGAAAGCCAAGGAGACCAUUCAGGCCCUCCGAGCCAACCUGACAAAGGCUGCAGAACAUGAAGUUCCUUUACAGGAACGAAAAAAUUAUAAAUCAAGUCCUGAAAUUCAGGAGCCAAUCAAACCUCUUGAAAAGAGAGCUCUAAACUUCUUAGUCAAUGAAUUUUUAUUGAAGAAUAACUAUAAGCUUACAUCAAUAACCUUUUCAGAUGAAAAUGAUGAUCAGGAUUUUGAACUAUGGGAUGAUGUAGGAUUAAACAUUCCAAAACCUCCAGAUUUAUUGCAACUCUACCGAGAUUUUGGAAAUCAUCAAGUGACCAGAAAAGACCUUGUCGAUGUGGCCAGUGGAGUAGAAGAAGAUGAAUUAGAAGCACUGACACCAAUUGUGGGCAGCCUUCCUCCGAACCUGGAAACUCCUCAGGCUGUAGAGAGCUCUUUGCUAAUACAGAAAUUGGAAGAUAAAAUUACUUUAUUAAAUAGUGAAAAAUGGUCUUUGAUGGAGCAAAUCAGAAGACUUGAAAGCGAAAUGGACUUCUUCAAAAAUGAGCACUUUGCAGCACCAGUAGUUUGUGACUCUGCCCGUCCUUCUGUACAUAAGUCUCUCCACGAAGACUCUGAAGACAGUGAACAGAAUCCAGUUGUAAAUAGUUCAGACCGGGGAAAAAACAAGGAUAUCCAUCUUUCACAGCCAGAUGAAGUGGAUUCCACUGUACCUAAAGAGAACUUUCCAAACUCUUUUCCCAGGAGAGAAAGGGAAGGAACGCCCUCCUCCUCACCGUCAAGUAAACCACCAGUCCAUUUUGAUAAACCCAAUAGAAAAUUGUCUCCUGCUUUCCACCAAGCACUGCUCUCCUUUUGUCGAAUGUCAGCUGAUAGUCGUUUAGGAUCAGAGGUGUCUCGGAUUGCAGACAGUGAGAAAAACGUUAUGUUGAUGCUGGGUCGCUGCCUGCCACACAUUGUUCCUAAUGUCCUGUUGGCCAAAAGAGAGGAGUUGAUCCCCCUCAUACUGUGUACAGCUUGCCUUCAUCCUGAGCCGAAAGAGCGAGAUCAGCUUCUCCACAUACUUUUCAAUUUGAUCAAGAGACCAGAUGAUGAGCAGAGGCAAAUGAUCCUCACAGGCUGUGUGGCGUUUGCGCGUCACGUUGGACCAACACGUGUGGAGGCAGAGCUUUUGCCACAGUGCUGGGAACAGAUUAAUCACAAAUAUCCAGAAAGACGAUUACUUGUGGCCGAAUCUUGUGGGGCGUUAGCACCUUACCUUCCUAAAGAAAUCCGUAGCUCUUUGGUUCUGUCAAUGUUGCAGCAGAUGUUAAUGGAAGAUAAGGCAGAUUUGGUAAGAGAAGCUGUGAUCAAAAGCCUUGGUAUCAUUAUGGGAUACAUUGAUGACCCAGACAAGUAUCAACAGGGCUUUGAAUUGUUACUCUCAGCCUUAGGUGAUCCCUCAGAGAGGGUCGUUAGUGCUACACACCAAGUAUUUUUACCAGCUUAUGCUGCCUGGACUACAGAACUCGGAAACCUGCAGUCGCAUCUUAUCCCUACGUUGCUCAGCAAGAUUGAGAAACUUCUCAGGGAAGGAGAGCACGGGCUGGAUGAACAUAAGCUCCACAUGUAUCUCUCUGCUCUGCAGUCCUUGAUCCCGUCCCUCUUUGCACUCGUGCUCCAGAAUGCCCCUUUCUCCAGCAAAGCCAAGCUGCACGGUGACGUGCCACAGAUCGAAGUGACAAGGUUCCCACGACCUAUGUCGCCUCUUCAAGAUGUAUCUACUAUUAUUGGAAGUCGAGAGCAAUUGGCCGUCCUACUCCAACUCUACGAUCACCAACUAGAACAUGAGGGUACAACAGGCUGGGAGAGUUUACUAUGGGUUGUCAAUCAAUUGUUGCCGCAACUUAUAGAAAUAGUUGGCAAAAUUAACGUUACUUCAUCGGCCUGUGUCCAUGAAUUUUCCAGAUUUUUCUGGCGCCUCUGUCGGACAUUUGGCAAAAUCUUUACAAAUACUAAGGUCAAACCUCAGUUUCAAGAGAUUUUAAGGCUGUCUGAAGAAAACAUCGAUUCCUCAGCAGGAAAUGGGGUCCUCACUAAAGCUACCGUCCCCAUUUAUGCAACAGGAGUUCUUACAUGUUACAUUCAGGAAGAAGAUCGGAAACUGUUAGUUGGAUUCUUAGAAGAUGUAAUGACCCUGCUUUCGUUGUCACAUGCUCCUCUUGAUAGCCUAAAAGCUUCGUUUGUCGAACUAGGUGCAAAUCCAGCCUACCACGAAUUGUUAUUAACUGUGCUGUGGUAUGGCGUUGUACAUACUUCAGCACUUGUGAGGUGCACUGCUGCUAGAAUGUUUGAGCUGUUGGUGAAGGGGGUGAAUGAAACUCUGGUAGCUCAGAGGGUUGUUCCUGCUCUCAUUACUCUCUCCAGUGACCCUGAAAUCUCUGUCAGGAUUGCCACAAUUCCAGCCUUUGGCACUAUUAUGGAAACAGUUAUUCAAAGAGAGUUGCUGGAAAGAGUGAAAAUGCAGUUGGCUUCUUUCCUGGAAGAUCCUCAGUAUCAAGACCAGUAUUCUUUGCACAUAGAGAUUAUAAAAACAUUCGGUCGAGUUGGGCCUAAUGCAGAACCAAGAUUUCGAGAUGAAUUUGUUAUUCCACAUUUGCAUAAGUUAGCCUUGGUGAACAAUCUACAGGUUGUGGAUUCUAAAAGACUGGAUAUCGCUACCCACUUGUUUGAAGCCUACAGUGCUCUCUCCUGUUGUUUCAUCUCAGAGGAUUUAAUGGUUAAUCACUUUUUACCUGGUCUCAGAUGUUUACGCACUGAUAUGGAACAUCUCUCUCCGGAGCAUGAGGUUAUUUUAAGUUCCAUGAUCAAAGAAUGUGAACAAAAAAUAGAGAACAAGACUGUCCAGGAGCCACAAGGCUCAAUGUCGAUUGCUGCAAGCUUAGUGAGUGAAGACACAAAGACCAAGUUUCUGAACAAAAUGGGCCAGUUAACAACUUCAGGUGCCAUGUUGGCCAAUGUGUUUCAGAGGAAGAAGUAGAGGAGGAAGAGACCCCAGCGAACACUAAGGUGGACCUCGAGCAGGCCGCUUCCUUGUACUUGAAGUACUUGCCUUUGUUAUUUGUUUUAUGUUCUUGCAUUAUAAGUUUCUCCUAACCUCCAAAGAUGUUUGCACUGCUUUUGAUUAUUGCUAUGUAUCUGUUUAUUUUGGAGUUGUAACUGUGAUGAUAAAAAUAUUAAUGGCAGUCGAUACUCCAAGUCCCUCUUCUGUGUUCUUGUCUUUCAGGAUAAUUUUUUAUAUGUAUACAUAUAUAUAUAUAUGGUGAAAAGUUUUUUUUUUUAAUUUUUGGAUGGGAUAUCGGCAGAUAUCUGUAUUAUACACUAAGCUAUUACAAUGGUACUUAAAAUAAUGUAAAUUUGAAGUCAUUGUUAUAAAGUAAUAAAGUGGAGAUUACUUAAGUAUUUAAAUUAUGAAGAAUAAUGCAGACUUUUUAUUGUUUCUUAACUGACUAGAAAGAGCCACCAGCAUUACUCUGUGCCUUUGGACUUCAGUUUGUGUGCCUGUAGGAACUGUGUGCAUUCCAUUCGCACAGUCUUCAUGGUGCUGUGCCGAAUUCAAAGUACAAAUCCUACAGGAAGUAGAUAAUAAUGAAACUUUCAACGUUUCAAAGCCCUCACGAAUCUUCUUUCAGUGCUGUUUAAGUCUCCCUAGCAUUUACACACAUCAAAUAGAUUUACCCAAGGAAAGAUAGCACAUAGGUGAAGGGGACUGGUCAGUCACCAAGAUGAAUUUUACAAACUGGUAUGUAGUAGAUUUAAAUAUUUAGAAAAUAAAAGUAAGACAUGAUAAUAACUGUAAAAUUUUUUCCCAAGUUGAAUUAUAAAAGAAAAUACAGUUUAAAUCUUAAACGUAAUGCUUGUCUGUGUAUGCUAUUUUUUUUAAGAUAUUUUCCAAGUGAUUUAAAUUUCAAAAGAUUAUCUUUUCAUUCUGUGUGUUACAGAGAAGUACUGAAAAGUUAAGGACAUUUGCAGGCUGCUUUUUCCCUCAAAACUUCAAAUGACAGUGGCUAACUUAUUACUGGUUAGUUAUCACCCUGUUCCUUAAAGUUAGCGAGGGUUCUUGCGUUGGGUAUUUAUUACAGAGCAUAAAGUCAUUGUACAGUUCCCCGGGAAUUUGGUAGUUGUUUGUACAGUGGUAUGACUUGAAGUAGGAAAGAGAGGUACUGGUCAGAGAUGGGGGGGUGACUGUUUGAGGGGUUUUUAAAAAAUUAAUAUUUUGAUAAGAGAAUUCUCAUUUGAGCACAGUUGAUACACAUAGUACUUCUCAUAUUUGUUGUACAGACUGGUUUGAUAUUCUUCAAGCAUAGUUGGAUUCCACUUCCCGGGAAAGCUAGUUUGCCACACAGGCUUAUCAAAUAAGUUGCCCUAGCAAAGCCACUUGAAAAGCCCAUUCUGAAAUUAUGUCUUUCACCCGCAGCAAAAUCAUUGUAAUCUCUCCAGUCCUUCCGAGAACUGUUGGAUUCUAGGCAUUCCUGAGAAAUUGAAAGUGGCUUCCUUUCAUGUCAAAAAAUGUUGAUCUAUGAUAAAUAAAAUGUUUUUGAAUACUUGC
This is a messenger RNA of Sorex fumeus (smoky shrew), 5304 nucleotides long. RefSeq names its product RAB11 binding and LisH domain, coiled-coil and HEAT repeat containing (gene RELCH). Gene Ontology annotation, cellular component: trans-Golgi network; recycling endosome. The transcript is spliced from 29 exons. Gene Ontology annotation, biological process: intracellular cholesterol transport. Bases 76 to 3735 code for a protein of 1219 amino acids. The record is from RefSeq and is a predicted model, not a curated record. Gene Ontology annotation, molecular function: protein binding. NCBI's taxonomy places the organism in Eukaryota, Metazoa, Chordata, Mammalia, Eulipotyphla, Soricidae.